This is a messenger RNA of Menidia menidia (Atlantic silverside), 2275 nucleotides long. NCBI's taxonomy places the organism in Eukaryota, Metazoa, Chordata, Actinopteri, Atheriniformes, Atherinopsidae. The record is from the annotation of a GenBank genome assembly.
GCAGUAUCAGCAGCAGAUAAGGAGCUCUGUGGAGGCGGAUGGCACAGGGCUGUCCUGGCAGGAGUGUUGCGAAAGUCUGCGGCUCUCGGCAGGAAUGCAGUGACAGGUCGAGACCUGAACUUCCGCAUUGAGCAGGAAGAAGCCAAUAGUCGGAGAGCCAGAUGCAAUCCACAUCAACACACCCAGAUCUGCCUGCUCAUGACAGUUAUUCUCAGUGUCGAGUGCUGUUAGAGACAAACAUCUGAGGGGGAACUCGUCUCCAUGACGCUUUUUUUAUUUUAAAAGCAGCUGGGAAAAUAAGACGAGGACCAAGACAUUUGGAAAGAUGGAUGAUAUCGAUGCCAUGUUCAGUGACCUGCUGGGGGAGAUGGACCUCCUCACUCAGAGUCUCGGGCAGGAAACGGUGCCUCCCGCACCUCUCCCCAACCCCAGAGAGGAAGUCAACUUCUCCAUCGGCUUCACUGACCUCAAUGAGUCUCUUAAUGAACUGGAGGACAACGACUUGGAUUUGCUCAUGGCCGACCUGGUGGCGGACCUCAGUGCAACGGAGGAGAAACUGGCAGCAGAGAUACAGAGUCUGAAGGCGCCGUCACCUCCUCCGCCCUCCGACCUGCCCCCCCCGCCUCAGGCCCUCGGCGUCCAUUCUGCCUCCACCAGUUCGUUACCACGAAGCAGCAGCGGUGAUGUCAGCAGCCCGGCCUCCUCCGCCGCCUCCCCUUUGCCACCUCCGCCCCCCCAGUCAGCAAAACCCACAAAGGAGGAACUAGAGGCCCAGAUAAAGGCGGAGAAAAUUAAACUUGCUCUUGAGAAGCUCAAGGAGGCCAAAGUGAAAAAGUUGGUGGUGAAGGUGCUAAUGAACGACGGCAGCUCCAAGACUCUGAUGGUGGACGAGAGGCAGAGUGUCAGGGAAGUUCUGGAGAACUUGUUUGAGAAGACUCACUGUGACUGCAACGUGGACUGGAGUCUGUGCGAGACCAACUACGAACUGCAACUUGAACGGACAUUUGAAGACCACGAGAACCUCGUGGAGCCGCUCUUGGCCUGGACCCGGGACAGCGAGAAUCAAGUUCUCUUUAAGGAGAAGGGAGAAAAAUUUGAGGUUUUCAAAAACCCGCAGGAAAAUUUCUGUGGGACUUCCACCAUCGUCCCAGAUCUGGAGGCCGUGCUGCAUCUCAAAGAGGAUGGCAAGAAAUCCUGGAAGCAGCGACUCUUCCAGCUCAGAGCUUCUGGAAUUUAUUACGUUCCCAAAGGGAAAACCAAGUCCUCCCGUGACCUCAUCUGCUUUGUCCAGUUUGACAACGUCAACGUCUACUACGGCGGAGACUUUAAGAGCAAAUACAAGGCCCCGACCGACUUCUGCUUUGUUCUGAAACAUCCUCAGAUCCAGAAAGACUCUCAGUACAUAAAGUAUCUUUGCUGCGACGAUGCUUUGACCAUGAACCUGUGGGUGACUGGAAUACGGAUCGCAAAGUACGGCGCCUUGCUGUAUGAAAACUUUAAGAUGGCAGAGAAGAGGGCUGCUGCCAGCUCUGUCUGGACCAACCGCAGCACCCCCUCCAGCUCCAGUGAGUCCACGCCCUCACCCACCAUCAAAGCUAAAACGCCAAACCAGGCUAACGGUCAUGCUCCAAAGCCCCAGCCGGGACCUGCUCUCCAGGACGUUGGCAGUCUCCCACCUCCACCUCCACCUUUACAGCAGGGCCUCCCGCCUCCGCCUCCCGACCCGCUCUUCCCUCCCCCGCCUCCUCCAGUGUCGGCCAAGAGCUCCCCGAAGCGGGCGGGCUCUCGGCGACACAUCCCCGGCAACCUCCCUCCGCCUCCGAUGGACGACCUCCCUCCCCCGCCGCCGGCCCCGCCCGCCGACGACUCGUCGGACGCCCCGCCGGACUUCCUCCCGCCUCCGCCUCUCCCCGCCGGCUUCGGCUCCCUGCCGCCACCUCCGCCUGUCAACUCUCUACCGCCGCCCCCUCCACCAGCGAGUUUCGGGGUCACCGACCUGCCUCCGCCUCCACCAGAUCCAGAGUUUCUACCACCGCCCCCACCUGAGCCGAUGUCAUCGGUGGGAGGUGGACCCCCUCCACCUCCGCCUCCCCCUCCACCUCCUAGCGCCACCCCACGGGCACCUGUGCAGCCAAAUAGGUCUGUGAGGAAGAGGCCUCCCGCCCCGCCAAAGAGGACUACACCUUCGCUGCAGGGAGGAGGUGGAGAAGGAGGAGGUGGGGACCUCAUGUCGGAGCUGAUGAUGGCCAUGCAGAAGAAGCGUAGCAAUAACUGA